This is a messenger RNA of Penicillium waksmanii, 354 nucleotides long. Its product is annotated as PET191 family protein. Bases 1 to 354 code for a protein of 117 amino acids. The transcript is spliced from 3 exons. Gene Ontology annotation, biological process: mitochondrial respiratory chain complex IV assembly. Gene Ontology annotation, cellular component: mitochondrion. The record is from RefSeq and is a predicted model, not a curated record. Lineage: Eukaryota; Fungi; Ascomycota; Eurotiomycetes; Eurotiales; Aspergillaceae.
AUGCCGGGCUCGUGUCAAGAACUCCGAGACGCGGUGGCUCAAUGCCUCCAGAAUUCGGACUGUGUCAUGGUCCACCGCAACAAGCCGGGGGACUGUUUGAGAUCACCGAACUUCGAGACUCUCUCUGAGCAAUGUCAGCAGCUGGGCAAGGCGUUCAACCAGUGCAAGCGCAACCAGAUCGAUAUGACCAAGCGAUUCCGUGGAAAUACACCCAUUGCCGCAGCAAAGGAGAAGGAAGCUCGGAAUUCUGGCUCGUCCGAUCAGCUAUAUGCUGGUCGUCCAGCCUAUACGACUGUCAAGGAGCUCAGCGGAGAUGAAGUACAAAUGGAUCCAGAGAAGACCCGUGGGCUGUAA